GGUGUUUUUCACAGAUGUAAAAAGGAUAAAGGACUUAAAAUUUUCAUGGAUCUUCUAUGAGGUUCUUUUGGAAGAGAACUUAGGAACAGCAUGUAAAAUCUCUUUCUUUAUCUCUCUAACUCUAUCUCAUGCCUAAAAUACCUCUGAAAAUACUUUUUUGUUGUUGUAAAUGUCUUAAGAGCAGCAUUUAACUACUGUUACAUGUGUGUGCCGAUAAUUACUGUAUGGGCCUGCCCCUACCUCAUGGUCUGCUUGAAUAUAAUUUUACUAAGGUUUAUCAAAUAUAUCACUCACAUCCUGCCUUCUCAGUUUCCACAUAUUCUCUACAAGGUUCGAAAAAGAUGCGGCAAAAGUUGCUGUCAAAAGCAUUGGCCAUGGAUUUUCCUGCAUUUUUUAUUUUCAGCGACAGUAUAGCUAAAUCUAAACCGUUCCCCAGGCCUCCGGACUCCAGAAAGGGCUUCACCAGGGAAAACCUUAUCAGAUGGGAUCAGUAUGGUCAUAUAUGGAAUGUGAUGUGUGUGAUAAAUAGAAAAGUUGACGAACUCAGUCAGUGAUCAAACUGUACUUCAGCCACCAUGGUGGUUUACUAUUCUUGCAAUAUGAUAGAACCGUCCGAAAAGCUGGACUUUUGAGAAGGUUGUAAGUUUCUUAUUAGGCUUUAGGAUGACAUAACACUGCUGUUUUUACUACUAUGCAUAUGUGAAACUAUAUGAAACGUGGAUUAACUGUAUUCUCAAACGAAAGGGUAGUAGUAUCAGUAGCAGUAGUAGUAGUUGCUGUUGAUGUUUUAGCGGUGUUUCUUCUUAUCUUGGGACGUGCUGCCCCCUUGCGGAUACAGCUCUUAAUUGCCAGAGCUGGUUUCUAUAGAAACAGUUGUUGCCAAGCGUAGCGACUGUGUCAGUAACAGGUGACCGUUGUUGUGCUUAAUAUGGCCCCUAACGUUGACCUGCCGUAGAGAAAUAUAUACACAAAGAUAAUUAGACCAACGUCUGUAGAGAAAUGAUGGCUGAGAAAGGCGGCUUGGCGAAACUGGACGUCGUUGCUUUAAGCCCUGAGCAGCAGGAGAAACUGCGACAGUUCAAGAUAAAGACGAGGAUCGACAACGAGAGGUAUUUGAGGUCGCAUCCAGAAGUGGACGUAUUGAUAGGCGACUUUCUAAGAGAUGUGCUUCUUAAGAGGCCUGCUGACAUCCGUGAGUUUGCUGCAGAUCACUUCACCAACCCAAACCUUCAUGCAACUAUUGGCUCCAAAAUGGAAGGAAACAGUGUCAUGGAGUGAAACACACCCAACAGUCAUGGCACUGCAAGCCUCUCCUUUGUGUCUUUGCACAGAAGAGCACAUAUAUGGACCCAAAUUUAGUAACAGCUAAGAGGCUAAUAAGUUUGUGUCUGUCCACAAAACUGGUCAGCUGAUAGCUUCAUUGUCAGAAUGCUAUCAUACAUAUGCAGGAAGCCAGUUAACUGGGAAGAUGGUGACGGCUAUUCCUAAUGAGUGUGAUUUAAGGUUAAUGAAGAGGAUGUCCUGUGGGUAUUACACACUGUUUGUCACAUCACCCACAUGAUUAUGUAGGGACAUACUGAAGAGUUGAUUGUGGCUCCUUGUGCCAAAGCUGAGUUCACAUACCGUAAUCUGCAUUCAUCUGUGUCCACUCAACUAUAUGGAUUAUUUAGAACACAGCUUGUGAAAGGCCAGAGAGCUUGACACCAGUCCAGUUAUAAUAUUUACAUCACUCACUUAUAUAAUGAUAAAACUAUAAACAUGGUCCGGUGUUCUCUUAAAAUCUUUCCUUCUAGGAGAUAUUUUUUCUGUUUUUAUAAACAUAUAAAUGUUUUGUUCCAUCGAAACAUUGGACACACAUUUGUAUGAAAGAUAAAAUAAUAAAUUGCAAAAACAAAGGAUUAAACAAAUGAAUAAAACAUACGUUUUUAGAGUCACACAUUAGAAGUAGUGAAAAUUUUAUUAAUGACACCCUUAAUUCUUUUUGAGAAAAUUUACAGACUUUGCAUUUCUAGAGAGAAGUGAUCUCCUUAGUGCCUUUGUCACAUUUAUCAUCUAUCAGACAUUACAAUAACUGCAUCUUACCUUGCGACGGCCUUAUCAUUCAAAUGUGGUCACUACCACUUGGUAUUCAAGAGCUGCUGUUUAGGGUUGCCAGCUUUCUCCGUAGAAACCGUCAAUAGAGCUUUUACUUUGUGGUGAUCUUCCCUUGUUUGUUUGUUUUGUUUUUGCUAAGUAACUCACUUUGGACAAUGUAACUCUGUAUUGGGUCCAGCCUUCCAGCCCUCAUUUGAAAUGAUGUUGUGAUCUGAGGAAUAAUCAUUACAUCCUGUUCUACAACCUCAAAAAUAAAUAAACCGCUGCUCCUCCAACCAAUACUCAUUCCUUUAUGAUUUAUUGUUAGCCUGUCUCUCUGCAUUGUGUAUCAUUGUGUCAAAUUUUCAAGUCUACAUUGGGUUUAUGAAAAACUAGAAUAAAGCCUGCAGUUAUGCAUAUAAUGAGAGUUCUUCAACAACAUUUAAAGGAUUAUCUCACCUUUGUCUAGCAAUGGUGAGAUAAUCUCAGGGUUGACUUGAGAAUUCAUCAAUUAAAAUGGAUAUCUCAAAUAAUGCCUAACUUCUGUCUGUCUCUUUCUCCCUCUCUCUCUCUCUCUCUCUCUCUCUCACACACACACACACACACACACACACAGUGUUGUUUUAAUACCAUGCACCUGCUUUGACUAAUUUCAAGGACAGGCAACCACCCAGCUCACAUUAGAUGUGAGAGAAAGGCAGAGGAAGAACACGCACAUCCUCAAUUUGUCUAUAUACUGUUUUUAAAUUGAAUAUUUUUUUUGAAUCUACCAAGGACCAGACGCAGAUUCUGUAAGUAAAACUAAUUUACAUAAACCAGUAAGUUCUUUGUAUUCUUUCUCAGUCUUCGUGAUGUGUUGAUACGUUUAUUAAUUAUGUUGAAACAAUAACAUUGUUAAAACAUGUACAGAUACAGUGGGGUCCAAAAGUCUGGGACCACUUUCCCUCCCAGAUUUUUCAACUCCACUGUAUGAUCCAUAUGUGUAUUUUGUAUGCUUUAAUGGUUAUUUUUUUAUGUCAAUUAUUCUUCAUGAGUGAUGGUUCCUUGUGAUGUCAUGUUAAUGAUUUAUAUAACCAGCAAAUAAAUAAUU
Molecule: messenger RNA, 3163 nt
Organism: Xiphias gladius (swordfish)
Lineage: Eukaryota; Metazoa; Chordata; Actinopteri; Istiophoriformes; Xiphiidae
Gene: riiad1
Product: RIIa domain-containing protein 1
Exons: 4
Coding region: 1000-1278 (92 amino acids)
Source: RefSeq, a predicted model, not a curated record